Molecule: messenger RNA, 2909 nt
Organism: Engraulis encrasicolus (European anchovy)
Lineage: Eukaryota; Metazoa; Chordata; Actinopteri; Clupeiformes; Engraulidae
Product: tripartite motif-containing protein 16-like
Exons: 11
Coding region: 117-2909 (930 amino acids)
Molecular function (GO): protein binding; zinc ion binding
Source: RefSeq, a predicted model, not a curated record
UUGGCUAAUCCCCAACCCCUCCCUCCCUGGGCUCCUCCUUAGUGUUCUGAGGAAGUCAGCUGUCACUCUGCUGCUGCUUCUCAGAGUGUGCACUUGGUUUUCUGAAGAGCUACAACAUGGCGUCUGCGUCUUCCCUGGAGGAGGAGUCCUUCACUUGUCCAGUCUGUCUGGAGCUGUUGAAGGAUCCAGUGACAAUUCCAUGCGGACAUAAUUUCUGUAUGAAGUGCAUUAAGGGCUGCUGGGAUCAGGAGGAUAGUAAAAGAAAAUACAGCUGUCCUCUGUGCAAAGACACCUUCGACUCCAGGCCUGUCCUCCGCAAAAACCCUCUGAUUGCUGAAAUGGUGGAGAAGUUCGGGAAGACCAGCAUCCAAGCUGCUGCUCCUGCUCGUUGUUAUGCCAAACCUGGAGAUGUGGCGUGCAAUGUCUGCACCGGGAGAAAACUCAAAGCUGUCAAGUCCUGUCUAGAGUGUCUCGUGUCAUAUUGUGACACUCAUUUAAAAGUUCAUGAUGAAGCUAUUCCAGGUAGAAGUCACACCAUGGUCGAUGCCACUGGCCAGCUACAGGAGAGGAUCUGCCCCCGUCAUAAGAAGGUUUUUGAAAUAUUCUGUCGCACCGACCAGAGUUGCAUUUGCUAUCUGUGUACUAUGGAUAAUCAUAGAGGCCACGACACGAUUGCGGCUACAGCAGAGUGGAGUCAUAAAAAGGAUGGUUUGGGUAACAGCCAGAAGAGAUGCCGGCAGAUAAUCCAGUUGAAGGAGAAGGAGCUGCAGGAACUGAGGAAGGCUGUGAAGACUCUCAAGUCUGGUGCACAGACAGCAGUGGAGGAGAGUGAGAGGAUAUUUACUGAGAUGAUCCGCUCCAUUGAGAGAAGGCGCUCUGAGGUGACAGAGCUGAUCAGAGCUCAGGAGAAGGCUGAGGUGAGUCGAGCUGAAGGACUCCUGAAGCGACUGGAGCAGGAGAUUGCUGAGCUGAAGAGGACAGAUGCUGAGAUGAAGCAGCUUUCACUGACACAGGAUCCCAUCCAUUUUCUCAAGAACAUUGUGUCCAUCACUGGGAGGCCUUACAGCACAACUUCAACCAGCGUGACCUUCAGCCAAAGCUUCUCCUUGGAGCCCCUGAAGAAAUCUGUAUCUGCACUGAAGAUGCAGCUGGAGGAGAAAUUAAAUUCCAUCUUCCAACAAGAAAUAGUCAAAAUAUCUGCAAAAAUGGCAGAAGCGAUGGCAAGUAACCAGGACAUUUUCAUGUGUCCUGUUUGUUUAGAUCUUCUAAAGCAUCCAGUAACUCUCAACUGUGGACACAAUUUCUGUUUGGAUUGUAUUGAGGCUUGUUGGGAUAAGGAAGACGUGAAGGGCGUUUACAGCUGUCCCCAGUGCAGAGAGACUUUCUCUCCAAGACCCGUUUUAAAGAAGAAUCAUGUUUUGUCUGAGCUCGUGGAUCAGAUGAGGAAGAGCAGAAUAGGCCUACAAACUGCUGCUCCUGUUGAAUGUGCUGCUGGACCUGGAGAUGUGACGUGUGACGUCUGCACCAGCAGAAAACUCAAAGCUGUCAAGUCCUGUCUGGAGUGUGUGAUGUCGUACUGUGACAAUCACCUGAAAGCUCACAACGAACUUAUAGGUAGAAAUCACAACAUGAUCGAUGCCACAGGCCAGCUACAGGAGAUGGUCUGUCCUCGUCAUAAGAAGGUUUUUGAAAUAUUCUGUCGCACCGACCAGAGUUGCAUCUGUCUUCUGUGUAUGGUAGAUGAUCAUAAAUGCCAUGACACGAUCACAGCUACGGCAGAGUGGAGUCAUAAAAAGGAGAAGUUGGGGCAGAGCCAGAGGAGAUGCCAACAGAUAAUCCAGUUGAAGGAGAAGGAGCUACAGGAGCUGAAGAAGACUGUGGAGACUCUAAAGUCUGGUGCACAGACAGCAGUGGAGGAGAGUGAGAGGAUGUUUACUGAGAUAAUCCGCUCCAUUGAGAGAAGGCGCUCUGAGGUGACAGAGCUGAUCAGAGCUCAGGAGAAGGCUGAGGUGAGUCGAGCUGAAGGACUCCUGAAGCGACUGGAGCAGGAGAUUGCUGAGCUGAAGAGGACCGAUGCUGAGAUGAAGCAGCUUUCACUGACACAGGAUCCCAUCCAUUUUCUCAAGAACAUUGUGUCCAUCACUGGGAGGCCUUACAGCACAACUUCAACCAGCGUGACCGUCAGCCAAAGCUUCUCCUUGGAGCCCCUGAAGAAAUCUGUAUCUGCACUGAAGAUGCAGAUGGAGGAGAAAUUAGAUUCCAUCUUCCAACAAGAAGUAGUCAAGAUAUCUGCAGCAGCAGCGAAAAAUGUCCAGAUCAUCCAGAACAUACAGAUGUCUGAUGGCCAGGCUCUUACUGCUGAACCAGCGACCAGAGAGGACUUCUUACAGUAUUCCUGUCACUUCACUCUGGAUCCAAACACAGCACAUGAAGAACUCCAUCUGUCUGAGGGGAACAGGAGGGUGGAGAGGAGACACAAGGCCCAGUCAUAUCCUGAUCAUCCAGACAGAUUUAAUGACUGGUAUCAGGCGUUGUGUAGAGAGGGUGUGUCUGCACGCUGCUACUGGGAGGUUGAGUGGAGUGGAGAUGUUGCUAUAGCAGUGUCAUAUAAAAGCAUCAGCAGGAAAGGAGGGCGUGGUGAGUGUGUGUUUGGAUAUAAUGAUCAGUCCUGGAUGCUGGACCUUGACAGCUCCAGCUCCUAUUUCGAACACAAUGAUGAAAAAACUAAACUCCCUCUAGUGGCCAGCUCCAGAAUAGGAGUGUAUGUGGAUCACAGGGCAGGAACUCUGGCCUUCUACAGCAUCUCUGGAGACACAAUGACCCUCCUGCACAGAGUCCACACCACAUUCACACACACUCUCUACCCUGGGUUUUGGUUAGGUGAUGGAUCAUCAGUGGAGCUGUUGUGA